Messenger RNA from Ficedula albicollis (Collared flycatcher), 2786 nucleotides. Its product is annotated as aldehyde dehydrogenase family 3 member B1-like. The transcript has 12 exons. NCBI's taxonomy places the organism in Eukaryota, Metazoa, Chordata, Aves, Passeriformes, Muscicapidae. Gene Ontology annotation, biological process: aldehyde metabolic process. Gene Ontology annotation, molecular function: aldehyde dehydrogenase (NAD+) activity. Gene Ontology annotation, cellular component: cytoplasm. The record is from RefSeq and is a predicted model, not a curated record. Bases 1 to 1521 code for a protein of 506 amino acids.
AUGGAGACUGGAACUGUCUUCCUGCAGCUCCCGGAGAGCGAGGCCAGGAGAGCCCCUGAGGGUGAUGGUGGGAACGGGAGUGUGGACGGUGAUGCCACGAGCAGGAACCCCUUUGCAGGGCUGGUGAGCCACCUGCGAGCAUCCUGGCUUUCUGGCAAGACUCGGCCCAUGGAAUACCGUGUGGCCCAGCUGGAGGCCCUGGGACGAUUCCUGGAUGACAAGAAGCAGCAGAUCCUGGAGGCCACUGCCUCUGACUUGGGCAAGCCACCCUUUGAAACUGAAUUAUCUGAGAUCAUGCUGUGCAAGAACGAGCUCCACGAGACCCUGAACAACCUCUGCCACUGGAUGAAGGAUGAGCACGUGAACAAGAACCUGGCGAUGCAGCUGGACUCUGCCUUCAUCCGCAAGGACCCCUACGGGGUGGUGCUCAUCAUAGCGCCCUGGAACUACCCCAUCCAGCUCUUCCUGGUGCCCCUCAUCGGGGCCAUCGCUGCUGGGAACUGUGUCAUUGUCAAACCCUCAGAGGUGUCCAAGAACACAGAAAGAUUUGUGGCAGAAGCACUGCCUGGCUACCUGGACAAGGACUGCUAUGCUGUGGUGACCGGGGGUGUUCCAGAGACCACCAGGCUGCUGGAGAACAAGUUUGACUACAUCUUCUUCACUGGCAGCCCCCCGGUGGGGCGGAUCAUCAUGACGGCCGCUGCCAAGCACCUGACGCCGGUGACGCUGGAGCUGGGGGGCAAGAACCCCUGCUACGUGUCGGACACCUGCGACGUGACCAACGUGGCGCGGCGCGUGGCCUGGGGCCGCUUCUUCAACGCGGGGCAGACCUGCAUCACCUGCACCGCGCCCGACUACCUGCUCUGCACCGUAGAGAUGCAGGAGAAGCUGCUCCCGGCCCUGCGUAAGGCCAUCAGCGACUUCUACGGCCCCAACCCCCGAGAGUCCCUGGAUUUCGGCCGCAUCGUGAGCGACAAGCAGUUCCAGCGGCUGCGGGCGCUGCUGGGCAGCGGGCGCGUGGCCCUCGGGGGACAGACGGACGAGGCGGAGCGCUACAUCGCUCCCACGGUGCUGGUGGAUGUGCAGCCCUCAGAUCCCAUCAUGCAGGAGGAGAUCUUUGGGCCCAUCCUGCCCAUCGUCGUCAUCGCCAACACGGAUGAAGCCAUCGACUUCAUCAACAGCCAGGAGCGGCCCUUGGUCCUCUACGCCUUCUCCUCCAAUGACAAGGUGGUGAAGCAGGUCCUGGAGCGGACCAGCAGCGGUGGCUUCUGUGGCAAUGACACCCUGAUGCAUAUGACACUGCCCUCGCUGCCCUUCGGAGGCAUUGGGAACAGCGGGCUGGGGUUGUACCACGGGAAGUUCAGCUUUGACACCUUCUCCCACCACCGCGGGUGCCUGAAGCGCGGGAUGGGCCGGGAGCCCCUCAACGCCCCACGCUACCCCCCCUACAGCAGGAAGAACUUUGGGCUCAUCCAGGCCUCCUCCACCGUGGCACGGAGGAGUGACUGUACCCUGCUCUGAGAUCCGCACAUCCCACCCGCAGCUCCGCACUCAGCACAGCUCCUGCUGCCGGUCCCGCUGCCCAGCUGCAAUGAGAGGCGUUUCUCCACGUCCUGUGUGCUGCCCUUUCACCACCCUGCACUCCUGCCCACCCCAAAAGUCUCGUUUCCCUCCGUCCCAGUCCCACAUCCCCUUUUUCUGGCUCUUUGGGGCUUUAUUUCCACUGGUACUACCACAGCAGCAUCGCGUACUCCACCUAGAGAUCCACAACAACUCCCUGAUCCCAAAUCCUUCAGCUGGGAUGAUCCUGGUUUCUCCUGCUCCAUGAUCACAGUUUCCUUUGCCCCAUGAUCUCGGUGUCCUUUGCCCUGUGUUCCCAGUUUUUCUUGCUCCAGGAUCCCAAGUUUCCUUUGCCCCAUGAUCUCAGUGUCCUUUGCCCCAUUAUCCCGUUUAUCUUGCCCUUUGAUCCCAGUUUCCUGCAUUCCAUGGUGCUCCAUUCUGGGGAGCUGCUUGUGCUGGUAAAGGGGGAUACCCAUUCCUGCUGGGCUGUGGGUUCUCCUGGCUGAAUCCCACAGGGAUCCCCCUGUGGGGGGAUGGAGAAAAUUGGACAAGGGAGUUGACAUAAAGACAGUUUAAUAGGGAAUGGGAAAUGUUAAAAAUUACAAUGUAAUAUUGCAUUUAUGUGCUAGCCCAUGCAUGCUAAUAUUGACCAUAAAUAUUCGAAUACAGUACAGUGUAUAAUUCUAUUUAGCUGUUCAUUAGUAUAACACAAUCUAUUGGUUUAAGUAUGUACCAUAUAGUUUAUAGGAAUAGUGGUGUGAUGAAUGUAUUAUAUUGUAGGCCUUAACAAAAACACAAAAUGUUUAGAAUGCUUCUAUGCGACUGAAAGAAUGGUGGGAAAUAAUUAUGUUGGUUCCCACAUCUGGGGACUGACCUCUCCAAGAUACAAAACAGUGGCAAAGCAGAGCACCGGAGAAGAAUCAUGGAAGAAUUUGUUAACCCCCUCAUCGGAGGAUGUGGAACAAAAGGAUGGAGACAAGAAGAAACAAAACAUAUCUCACAGGAUGUUGUGCAGUAAAGUUAGACCAUAGAGGAAACAAAUCGAAGAGUUGCUGAAACAUCAAGAACUCACAAGAAUGUCUGAAUAACGCAUGGAGCACAUGAAUACGUAUGUACUUGGGUAAUGUAACAGUAUAUAGAUCACACUCUCUGACUUUACCGGUGCGCCUUUUGGCCAAAAGCCAAGGGCACCCCAGCCCCGGUUGAUUUUUUUUUUUCCUUAUUAA